Molecule: messenger RNA, 555 nt
Organism: Microdochium trichocladiopsis
Lineage: Eukaryota; Fungi; Ascomycota; Sordariomycetes; Xylariales; Microdochiaceae
Exons: 2
Coding region: 1-555 (184 amino acids)
Source: RefSeq, a predicted model, not a curated record
AUGCCAUCGGAAAAGGACCGCCUGUAUGUAGCGUUAUACGCUCGCGGUGGUAACCCAACUAUGCCGGGGCUUGAAGACAAGUAUCAUUGGGCCUUGAUAGUCGGUCCGAAGUUGGAAUCAAGUACCAGCCAAGGGUAUCGCUUCCAUGCCAAGGAAAAAUUGUCGUUCACUGGCAAUCCACCUGAGGCCAGAUGGGAGUGGCAUUACGAGGAAGUGACAACCUCCAUGACAGCAACCUCAAUGCUACUUGUCCGUAUCAUGGUCGGCAAGGUCAAAAGUACAAGUCUGCUACGGUCGAUAUUCCAGCAAAUACCCGUUAGACCGGAGGUCGAAGGAUGGAAUUGCGUCGGGUGGGUAAGGGAAGCAUUGCUUACUGCUACGCAGGAUAGCAGGGCAUUGAGUAAGGCCGCCGGCACUUGGGACUUAGUGAGAGACACGGCAAUGUGGUAUGUUGAAAGCAAGAAGACCGCCAAUCGCUUUGAUGGGACCUACGACUACGACCCAACUCAAGUAGCAACGUGGGAUAUGCUGUCAGCGAAGGAGCUUAUGCAAUAA